AUGGUUUCUUCUAUUUCCUCAUCAUCAAGAAAAUCCACAGCGGAUCCGGCAUCAUGGUACUGUUCCAUAGUCCUGUUGUCUCUCAUACUCUUGGCCUCCAUAAAGGAGGCCUAUGAAUAUGACGACGACAACUCGGCCGCCACGGCUGCAGCCGUGACGGGGCAGAGGAGCAACCUGCGUGUACGGCCGUGCGACGAGAUAUACGUGGUGGGAGAAGGAGAGACACUUCACACCAUAAGUGACAAGUGCAGUGAUCCAUUCAUCGUUGAACGCAACCCUCAUAUUCAUGAUCCUGAUGAUGUCUUUCCUGGCCUUGUCAUCAAAAUCACACCCAAUUUUAUUAAUUAA
Messenger RNA from Arachis stenosperma, 348 nucleotides. RefSeq lists its product as uncharacterized. The coding region runs from base 1 to 348 and encodes 115 amino acids. NCBI's taxonomy places the organism in Eukaryota, Viridiplantae, Streptophyta, Magnoliopsida, Fabales, Fabaceae. The transcript has a single exon. The record is from RefSeq and is a predicted model, not a curated record.